GUACCGGCGGCGGCAGAGUCGGCGGCGGCAGUGGUAACAGUGGCGGUGCAGACAGCGGCGUGGGCGGCGCAGGCGGUGGCGGUGCAGAUGGCGGUGGCUUUGGUGGCGGCGGCAUUGUCGGCGGCGGCGCAGGCGGUGUUGGCUGCGGCAGCGGCCGCGGUACAGACGACGGUGUGGGCGGGCAAGCGGCAUUGGCGCAGACAGCUGGGCUGCACAAGCGGCAACCGCUUGGGCGUCCACGGCUCCAGCAGCGGCAGCGGCGGCGGCGGCGGCGUCAGCAGCAGCGGUGGAGCAGACAGCGGCGGCGACGCAGAUUGCGUCGGCUGCACAAGCGGUGUUGGCUACACAAGAGGCGGCUCCGGCGCAGAUGGCAGCAACGCAGAUGGCGGCGGGGGCUGCGCAAGCGGCGGCAGUGGCAGCUCCAGCGAGGGCCAGCAACUGAGGAAGGGCAGAGAAGGCCAGAAUGACCAGAGAACCUGCUGUAGAGAAAGGCUUUUGGGGUUUGAGCAUCUGCACCUUCAGAAGCUGCGUUGAAGCCUUCAUAGGCAGCCUCUGCCACGUGAGGGAAGGCACCUCCACCAGAUAUUUAUGGAGAGAGGGAGAGAGAAUCCUGAAGCAGACGCCCCACUCAAGAUGAAGUCCAACGCCAGGCUGGAUGCCAGGACCCUGAGAUCGGGACCUGAGCUGAAACCAAGAGCUGACCGCGCAUACCAUUUGGUUUAAAUGGUCUGCAGUAAGCCUCAGCUACUGGCAUGACCCUUCCAUCCAGCAUUGUAUAAGACUAAGGAGAAGAAGGCCUCCAGAAUUAACAGA
This is a messenger RNA of Neogale vison (American mink), 813 nucleotides long. RefSeq names its product loricrin-like. Lineage: Eukaryota; Metazoa; Chordata; Mammalia; Carnivora; Mustelidae. The record is from RefSeq and is a predicted model, not a curated record. The coding region runs from base 88 to 534 and encodes 148 amino acids. The transcript has 4 exons.